AUGGAUGUUCCUUUCCCAAGGUUUAAUCUUCAGUCUCAGCUGAGUGCCCUUGGGUUAGGUUUUUCAUCGGGGUUCGUUCACGGCGGCGGCUUGCCUGAUCUGCUCGUCCACGGAGGUCUCCGCGACCAGGCGGAGGACCACGAGGCCAUAGUUGAGGCGAUCGGAGGCGUCGACGUGGCGGCGGGGCUCGGGCGCCGUGUUUCUUCGUUCACGGUUAGAAAUUAUAUGUUUAAAAUCUUUGUUGUUUUCUUAUUUGUUACCUGUUUAUAUUAUUUAGGAAGAACGCCUUUCCCCUUUUUUAAUAAAAAACUAUUAGUAUUAGAAAGUAAACAAAGCAAUGAAAUUUCUAAAAAAGGAAAAAAAGAUCAAGAUAUGUUACAAAAACCUCUUAUAAAUAUUCUUUUCAAUUAUAAACGAUGGAAGUGUCCAUUUCGAUAUAAAAAUAAUGAAUUUGAAAACGUGGUAAAAAAUGAAAUUUCAGUUUUUUUUCAUACAUAUCAACGUGAUGGAAGAGAAAAAAUAUCUUUUACGUAUCCACAAAAUUUAUCAAGUUUUGAAAAACCGAUGGAAACAAAAAUAGAUUUCUUCAAAAAGAAAAUUUCCUCUGAUGAUUUGUAUAAUGAUUCGUACUAUAGGAAUGAAGAAAAAAUAAACAAAUUGAGCAAUGAAAAUAGAAUUCAAUUUUGUGAUGAUGAAACUAAAAAAAAAAUUAACUAAAAGAAAGAUCCUUUGUUAAAUGGACCCUUCCGUGGACAAAUAAAAAACGAUUUUUCAACCUCAAUACAACAUGAAAAAACUUACAAAAAAAAUAACAUUUUUAUAAAUAAAAUUCAAGAUAUCUUUCUUUAUAAUAAGAUUUCUAAAAAGAAUAAUAGUAAUUCUCCAAAAUUAGAGGAAAAUAGAAACACAUUUGAUAAAAAAUUAUUAGUAACUACAUUUCUAGUUUCAAGCUUAAAUUCACACGUACCUUAUUUAUUUACAGAACUUGAACAAGUAAAAAUGAAUUAUAAUUAUGCCGCAGAAAAAAAACAAAUAAUCCAAAUAUUAUUUGAUGCAAUUACAACUUAUUUGAACGAAAAAAGAAAAGUAAAUCGAAAGAACACUAAGUCUAUUAAAAGAAACAAAAUCUGUAAAAAAGUACCUCGGUGGUCAUACAAAUUGAUGGAUGAAUUAGAACAACUAGGUGGAAAAAUUGAAGCAGAUAAUUCUCAAAUUCGUUCUAGAAAAGGCAAACGUGUAGUCAUUUUGACUAAUAAAGAUAAAUUUUUUAAAAAAUACAAGACUUAUCGUGAUCGUGGAGAUACUGAAAAUACUGAACAAAAAAACGAAUUGGCUUUAAGACGUUAUUCCCAACAAUCGAAUUUUCGGAGAGAUAUAAUCAAAGGAUCUAUCCGUGCUCAAAGACGGAAAACAGUUACUUGGAAUUUUUUUCAAAAAAGGGUGCAUUCGCUGCUUUUUUUGGAUAAAAUUGAAAAAUCAAUAUUCUUUUCUUUUCAUAGCUUAAAAUCAAUGAAAAGAUUUUUGUUAAAUAUUUGGAUUCGUAAAAGGACAGAAUUUCAAAUUUUAAGUUCUAUAGAGGAAAAAACAAAAAAAAGUCCAAAAAAAAAAGAGGAGGAAGCAAAAAAGGAAAAUGCAGAAAGAAAAUGUAUAGAAAUAGCAGAAGCCUGGGAUAGCAUUAUAUUUGCUCAAGUAAUAAGAGGUGUUUUAUUAAUAACCCAAUGCUUUAUUAGGAAAUAUAUUCUAUUACCUUCAUUUAUAAUAAUUAAAAAUACAAUCCGUAUACUAUUUUUUCAAAUUAAAUGCACGUAUAACGGCGUUCAAUUAUCCGAAAGAGAGUUUCCGCAAAAAUGGCUAACAGAUGGGAUUCAGAUAAAAAUAUUAUUUCCUUUUCGUCUAAAACCUUGGCAUAAAUCUAAAAUACGAUGUAAUGAAAACAAAAAAAAUUCAAAGAAAAAAAAGAACUUUUGUUUUUUAACAGUUUGGGGGAUGGAAGUUGAAUUGCCUUUUUCUAGUUCCACGAAAAAUCCACUUUCCUUUUUCGACCCCAUUUUAAAAGAACUAAAAAAAAAAAAGAAAAAAUUUGAAUUUUUCACUUUUCUAGUUCUAAAAGUUUUAAGUGAAAAAUUCAAACUGUUUCUAAAUAUCGUAAUAGAAAAAGCAAAAGGGAUCAUCCAAAGUAUUCUUGAAAUUAUUAGAAAAAGUAUAGUAUUCCUCACGAAAAAAAAACAAGAAUUUUUAAAUUUAAAAUAUUUUUUUAUUAAAAGGAAACCCCCAAAACUCGAUGAAUUGAGCGAAAACAAAAAAUAUUCAACAAUUUGGAAGAAUAAUUCAAUGAUUUCUGAAGCAACCAUUUCAAUUCAAUCGAUAAAGUCGACAAAUUUUUCAUUGAAAAAAAAAUCUAUAAAGGAUCUCAAUACUAAGAGAAAAGUAGUUAUUAAAAAAAUAGAAAAAAUGAAAAAAGAAGAAAAGAAAAGAGGACUUGGAAUUCCCGAGACAAAUAUUCAUUCGAAGAAAAAAAUUUAUGAUAGUAAAAGGAUAGAAUUCGAAAAAAAAAUUUUGCAGAUAUUCCAAAGAAGAAAUAUUAGCUUAACUAAAAAAUCACAUUCUUUUUUUCAAUUUUUGAUGAAAAAAAUAUACAUAGAUAUCUUUCUAUAUAUCAUUUGUAUUCCGAAAAUCCAGCUACAACUUUUUCUUGAAUCAACAAAAAAAUUUUUAAAUAAAUGGCUUUACGAUAAUGAACCAAAUACAGAAAGAAGUUAUAAAACAAAUCAAAGUAUAAUUCCCUUUCUUUUAAAAUUACACAAAUAUUUUAAUAAUAAGAAUAAGAAUGCGAAUUCACAUAAUUAUUUUGAUGUCUCCUUUUUGUCACAACCAUAUGUAUUUUUAAAUUUGUUACAAACCCGAAUUAUUAACAUAAACAUAUAUAAGUUAAGACUUCUUUUUCAAUAUAAUAAAAAUUUUUUUUUUCUGAAAAAUGAAAUAAAGGAUUCUUUUUUUGGAGCACAAGGAAUAGUUCAUUCUAAAAGAAAACAAAAUAACCUGCUCAAUUCUGAACUAAAUCAAUGGACAAAUUGGUUAAAGAAUAAUUAUUAUCAAUAUAACUUAUCUAACAGUAGCUGGUCAAAAUUAGUAUCACAAAAAUGGAGAAAUAGAAUCACUAAAUGUGGUGUAACUCAAAAUAAAAAUUUAACCAAAUGGGAUUCAUAUGGAAAAAGCCCAUUAAUUCUUUACAAAGAACAACAAGGAAUCCCAUUAAAAAAAAAAAUUAGAAAACAAUAUAAAUACGAUCUUUUAUCCUAUAAUUUUAUGAAUUAUGCAAAUAAGAAAGACUCAUAUAUUUAUCGAUAUAGAUCCCUAUUUCAAUCAAAUAAAAACACAAUGAUUUCUUCUAAUUACAAUACAUAUAAAAAAGACUUAUUUGAUAGAAUAAGUAAUAUUUUUAUCAAGAAUUAUAUAGCAGAAGAUACUAUUAUUAUAAAUCCGGAUAGAAAAUAUUUGGAUUGGACGGGAAUCAAUAGAAAAAUACUAAAUCGUUCCAUAUGCAAUCCGGAAUUUUGGUUCUUUUCCAAAUUUGUGAUAUUUUAUAAUACAUUUAGGGGUAACUCGCAAAUUAUACCAAUAAAAUUACUUUAUUUACAUUCUCUUUUUUUACAUUCUAAAGGAAAUAAAAAUGUUAGUGAAAAGAAUAUUACUAGAAAGAAAAAAAAAAUAGAUGUUUUUAGAACAUCGAAAAAAAAACCCAAGAACAAUAUGGAGGCAGAACUUCAAUUCUUAGUAAGAAAUUUUUUGAAUUUCCAUUUAAACUGGAAAAAUUUCUUAGGUCAAAAAAUAUUUAACAAUGUAAAAGUAUAUUGUCUCCUUAUUAGAUUGACAAAUUUAAGAAAAAUUACUAUAGCCUCUAUUCAAAGAGGAGAACUAGGUCUAGAUAUUAUGAUGAUUCAAAAACAGACGAAUUUAACUCUUUCAGGCUUAAGGAAAAAGAAAAAUAAUAAAUUUAGGAAAAAAGAACUAUUUGUUAUCGAACCAGUUCGCCUGUCUAGAAAAAAUAAUAAACAAUUUUUUAAGUAUAAAAUGAUGGGUUUUUCAUUAAUUCAUAAGAAUAAACGCAAAAUUUAUAAAAAAUACUCAGAAAAAAUUCAUGUUAAUAAGAAAUUUUUUGAUAAAUACAUUACAAGAACAAAAGAUCAAAAGAUAACAGAAAACAAAGAAAACGAGAAAUUUAAUUUACUUGUUCCUGAAAACAUUUUAUCUGCUAGACGUCGUAGAGAGUUGAGAAUUAGAAUUUGUUUAGAUCCAAAUAAUAUAAAUAGUAUGCAUAGAAACACAAUAUUUUAUAAUGAAAAUAAAGUCCAAAAUUGUUUUAAAGUUUUGACUAAAAAAAGAAAUGAGAAAGAGAAAAAAAAACUAAUGAAUUUCAAAAUUUUUCUUUGGCCAAAAUAUCGAUUAGAAGAUUUAGCUUGUAUAAAUCGUUAUUGGUUUAAUACCCAUAAUGGAAGCCGUUUCAGUAUAGUAAGGAUACAUAUGUAUCCGCGUGUGAAAAUUCGUUAAUCUAAUUUUGUUUUCUAUUUAGCAUAUGUAUCUAUCUAUAGAUAGAUACAUAGGUUAAACAAAUACACGUAUUUUGGUAUGGCAUUGAUUUUAAUUCAAUGAUGUAUACAUAAAAAAAAA
Molecule: messenger RNA, 4668 nt
Organism: Vigna unguiculata (cowpea)
Lineage: Eukaryota; Viridiplantae; Streptophyta; Magnoliopsida; Fabales; Fabaceae
Source: RefSeq, a predicted model, not a curated record